Symbiodinium natans is the source of this 6033-nucleotide messenger RNA. The record is from the annotation of a GenBank genome assembly. Lineage: Eukaryota; Dinophyceae; Suessiales; Symbiodiniaceae.
AUGAACCGCAAGGAGUUGUUAAAGGAGCUCGAUGCGCUGCAAGACAGAUACAAGAUCCAGCAAAAGUACGGUCGCUCCGUGCUCCCAGAGUCCGCCGUGCCGAUCGGGCCCGCAGCGCUCCGUGUGGCCGAGGAGCGCUUGGCCACCCGAUUGCCGCCUUCUCGGGCAGAGCGGGCGCUGGAGGAGAUUGCCCUUGGCCAAGCGCUGUGGAAGAAGUUCCAGGAGCAGGCCGAGGCCGACGAGAAGAGCAAGGAGCUUCGAGGGCCGGAUGGCGUGGCGCAGCGGAAGGAUGGGCUUGACAUGUCCUUCCAUCAGCUGCUCAACGAUGCCUCUCGCAUGCGCACCCAACUGAAUGAGAUCGGCCUUCAGCUGGGUCAGGCUGGGCGCAGCCGCGCCUUGGACCACCUGCACGAGAGCCGGGCUGUUCCACGGGAGCUGCAGGAGCAGUACAGAGAGCAGCAGAAGGUGCUCGUGGAACAGAAGCGGCUUCUGGAGCAACUUCGGCACGAGCGCGAGCUUGCCGCUGGGGACCAGUAUUGGAUCCAUCGCCAGAACCGGCUUGACCACCAUGAUAACAUUGUGGGAAAGCCAGGAGUGGAUCCGGCCGUGCCGCCAGAGGAACUGUACCAGGCUCAUCAGAAGAUGAGGGACGGUCCCGAAGCUGAGCGGAUCUAUGGGUGGAGCGACCCCCAACCGGCAGCUGCCCCACAGGAUGCGCGCGUGUAUGCCGAGAUUCUCCGUGUGUCGCGCAGACAGCAGCCGGGAACUGUGGCCGAGCUAUGCAUCAUUGACAGGGCAGGGGUGACGCUGGCCCGCUGCACGGCAGACUUUCCAGACCAAGUUGGAGAACGCUGCUGUAUGGAAGUGACAGUUCCAGCGACUUCUGUCAACAGUGCCACAGCAGAGGUGUCGUUGCUGGGCCCCAGCUUGCAAAACACCAUCAGAGUGCCAUUGGUGAAGUUGAAGGAGGCCCGUGGGCAACCUCAGGACUACACAAUGGAAGGUGAGAAGCCACUGAUCGUCAACAUGGACUUGUGCUGCGCGAAGCCACAAGACUCACGUGGGCACAAGCUACAGUCGUCACGGGUGGUUGAGAACGCAGCGGGAGUUUGCCCGGUUUCAGACCUGCCUGGAGCAUACCCUGAGCUACCUGCUUCAGAUGCACAUCGGCGUGCGCAGAAGGCAGCAUGGGAGAGACAGGGGCGCCCCGACUACAUCCACGACGUGGAUCUGUCGCACAACUUAGCCCAUGAACUCGAACGUCGAGCUAACGCAGUCGCCUUGCGCAAGAGAGCGCCGGUGCCAUCCAUCAAGGCCGCGCGGAAUGACGCAGAACCGGCAGAACCAACGGCCCCAGGUCUUCGGAAGCUGCCCAAGGAGGAAAGGCCCGUCCAAGGUGGCUUCUUUUCUGGCUGGGAGGAGCCGGAGUAUCCCGACGAUGAUGAGGAGCACUCUCGGGCACGCUCUGAUAUCUCGGGUGCUUCGGCCGCCCCAUCGCAGUUCCGCGAGGGCUCUCGGGGCUUCGAUGAGAGGGGGCCGCGCGCGGAGGAGGAGCGGGAGGCCAGCCUAACACCUCGCCGUCACCAUGGCCUCGCCGAACAUGGUGGAGACAUUGAUGAGCUGGACUUCACCAGUGUUCGGCCGAGCUCUUCAAGAGCACGGCUUUCGGAGGAAGAAUUCGCGAAUGGACCCUCGCGAUAUGCUGCGGGUAGUGCCGGUUUCCGACGAAGUGGCGGCAACGAGGGCGUUCAGGUCGCUCAUGGACACCAUGGGUCCACGGACAGCCCGCCUGGAAGGGGAGCGCCCCGAAGCCACUCCCAGCCGGUGACGAAGAAAAAGAAAAAGGCCCAAGCGCCGAGGCCAUACUUUGAAGCGGAGGAGAUCGACCACACGCCCCGCGAUACAUUGGGGGAAGUCCCGCAACAGUCCCAAGAUUUCGGGUGGAUGCUGCCCGGUUUCCCAUUUGCGGCAUUUGCCGGAUUCGGAUCUGCAGCUCCCUCCUCGGGGCCAGCCACUGGUGAGAAGGAGGAAGACCCAGCCUCCAGCGAGGCGGCUGCAGCUGAGUCGCCGCAGGAGGGUCUGAGCUUUGCCAGCUUCACCCUCCCCUUUGCAGCCUUUGCAGGUUUUGGCGACGAGGGCACUGCGUCGAAACCGAAGGCGAAGGCGCCCCCGAAACCAAAGCCUCCGGCGCCCAAGCCGCCGAAGCCAAAGUCUCCAGUGGCACGCAAAGAACAGAAGGACGACCAGGUCAAAAAGAUGGCUCAAGUCGGGUGGCAGCCUUGGGCGACAUACGCUGCCGAAGAUGCCGAGGAGCCAGGGAAUCAGGAAAGCAUCGUGUUGCCCCUCCGCCCGCCGCACAGCAGUCGGACUUUGGACCAGCUCUAUGCCAAGCUUUUUCAACGACAGAAGGACGGCAAGCUCGGCAUGCGACUCGUGGGGCAGGACGUUUUGGAGCUCGCAGCGCGCGUGGCCAGAAUGGAAACACUGGCGCCGAACCUGCACGAGCACGAGAAGGCCAACCCUGGUGGGGCCCACAAAACCAUGACAGCCUAUGCUGCCUUGAUCCUGGACUCCAUGCAGAAGUACGAGAACAGCUCUGUGCUGGGCCUUUGGUGCACAGAGGCGCUGAUCACCUUGUUUCGGGCGGGCGACGCGUACCAACAAGCUGAAUUCUGCGUGCCUUUCUUCAGGGCCUUUGUUGGUGUGGCCCUGCGCUUCCGCGAUGCCCAUAUGCCCAGCCUCCACUUGCGACUGCUGCAAGGCAUGGCAGACGUUGUCAGCCCCGACUGCCGGCUUUGUGAUCCGGGGCUUGUUGACUACAUCAUUGACCAGCUCGACAGGAACAGGAACAAGCUCAACACUCUCACGGUGGAGCAUGCGCUUGCCAUUCUUUGUGUCCUUCGAGCACCACACCGGGUCAGUGAGCAGAUACGGCAUUGCCUGCUGGUGAUCCGCGGCUUGAAGUCCGAGCCAUACCUUUGCGUCCGGGCUUUGGUCACCGCAGCCGAGCUCUACGAGGUUGUUGGAAGCCUCAUUGAGCGCGAGAGGGCAUCAAAGCAGAACACGCGGGGCUACUAUGGAGGCUACGCCUUCGAUGAAGAUGCCCAGGAUGCCUUUGUUGCUGAGCUGGGCCUUCCACCCGCAGGCAUGGACGUGCGACUUGUGGCGACCGUGAUGGACCUGUAUCCCAGCAAUCGCAAACUUGCUGGUGCAGCACUGCGUGCUUUUGCAGCCAUGGCAAAAAUCACAAGAAAGCACUUGCAAGACAUUGUGGCUGGGGAGGUGAGGCCCAUUUCCAACACCCUGCAUGAGCAUGCCAAGAGCCGCUCCGUCAACCUCCAUGUUGCAGAGCUCAUCCUUCUGGUGGCGAAGACGCGGACAGAUCUUGUAUCUGAUGGACUGAUGAUGAUGGCCUGCAAGUCGCUGAGGAGUUCUACGCGAGAUGCGGAAAUCGUGCGCCACAUCUUGGUGUCUUUGCAGACCUUCCUUGCCCAGGCAUCCUCCAGUUCCAACGGAGGUCCAGCAGCCGUGAACCGAUCCCUGGCACAAGCGCUGCCGUUUGACGUCCUCGUGCGUGUGGGCGACAUUCACCACGAGAACUCUGACGUCGUUUCCCCUUUGUGUCGCUGCAUAGAUCUGCAGGCGGGAGCCUCCAAAGAGUAUCGCGAUGACUUCGUGAACGCCGGCGCCAUGGCAGUCCCGCUUCGUGUUUUCGACGAGGCAGAGGUGCACACUCCCGAAGCAUGCGCGGCUUCAGCCCGGAUCAUGAAGGUCUUGUUGACGGAGUCAAAGAAAGCCGCCAGUCAAUUCAUGGACGCUGGUGGCCCACGGCUACUCCUCAACGUCCUGAGCAAGCAGUCGGACAGCUCCGAGGUCGUGCACCACUGCUUCGCAGCCAUGGCCGUGGCUGCACAAUUCCUGCCAGUCCGCUGGGCGUUGGUGCAUCCGCAGCUACCCCACACAAUGACCUUCCUGGACCAGAUCCUGCGUGUGGCGGAUGCGCACGUUGCCUCCAUUGCAGACGUGUUGCCGUGGGCUUGCCUUGCGGUCGGUGUCCUCACCGAGUGUGAGCAUGAGGAGAGCCAGGAGAUGAUGCGAGCAGCUAUCAACCAGGAUCUACUCCAGAGCAUGUUGACAAAGAUGCGCUCUCAUUACUCUUUCCGUGGUGAUCUGGACUUCUGCAUGCAGCUCAUCGACAGCGCUGCGAGCUGCGACCUGUCGGACCGUGUCAUCCUCUCUGAAGAUGGCGCGCUGCUCAAGAUGCCAACGCCGAGGUUGGAUGUCCCAGAGCCGCCCAAGGAUUUCCACGCAGAGACCGUUGCCAUCGUCCCCGAACCUGUCAACAUACAGGGUGACUGGCACGAGCCAUUGGACGUGUUUGGGCCUUUAAGAACGCUGGGAGUUGGCAAGUCGGCGGCCGAAUUUGGCGCGGCAAUUACGAAGGAGCAAAUCGACGUGCUGCGAGGUGUGGCUUCUGCGCCAGUCAAGCAGCAGAUCGCGAGCCAGUUUCUGCGAGCGGUUCGAGACGAGUACUUGGAAGGCAAAGCUGGGGCUAUCGAGACCUUCAUGACAAGGAGAGGGCCUCCAGAAGAAGGUGACGAUGGGGUCCUCUAUGAAGGAGAGUACCUACUUACAGCUGAUGAGCAAAGAGCACUGAGGCCGUUCAUUCAGCGGAUGCAAGACGCGCCCGAAAAGCCCAAAGAGUUUCUGGAGAUCGAGCACCGGUGGAAUGUCAAGGCUGCAGAGGACAUGCCAGAAGAGCAAGGCUUCUUCGCCUCUGUCUUCGGUGGCUCCACGCCUGCCGCAGCUGAGCCAAAGGCAACAGUCGAGGCUGACUGCCACAACGUCAUAGCCACGGGGUGCGCCGACGGCAAGGCCAGAAUUCAUGACGUGCGUUCUGGUCGGCAGCUGGUGAGCACCCGGCAUGAUGCCACCAACCGCGAUGGAAUCAAUUCCCUUCUGCUGGCGCCGGGGCCACGUGGGCCGAUCCUGCUGACCGGGGCCUGGGAUGGUCGCUGGCACGAGUGGGAGCAGUGGCCCACACGGCCGGCCAAACCUGCAGAGUUUCUUCGAGGAGAGCCGGGCGUAGGUCAUGACAACCACUUGCAUGCCAUUGCUCUCAGUGAUUGCUGCAACUACCUGGCCUGCGCCUGUUCGGCAGGAAGAGUCCUCGUGUAUCGGCGGAAUUGCCCGACUCGAGAAAUUGAGUUGGCCGACGCGGAUGAUGUGGCGGAUCUGAAGGAGUCGCUGAAGCUUGGAGACCACGGCGAGUUUGUGGUGCAACGCCGCUUGGAACUUGCUGAGGGCGCUGUCGUCGUGGAGCCUCAGGACCAGCUCCUGCCGGAAGCUUCCCUGGAGGGAUUCAAAAAGCGCUCAGACUUGGAUGCCGUUGAGCUGCCUGCUCGAUUUCGCUUGCGGUUUGUUGGCUGUCUGACCAGUGGAUAUCGGAAAGCUUGGCGCUCCUUGGAGCACGGUGGCGCUGUCCAUUGCCUCGUCUUGGUGCGGGAAGGCUGCAAGGAGUACCUCUAUUCAGGCUCACGUGAUCGCUUGGUCCGAAAGUGGUCUUUGCUUGAGGGUGCGCUCGAGCUGACGCUCCAUGGGCACUCCUCCAUGGUCCGUUGCCUGGCUGCCAACGAGCUGUACUUGGCCAGUGGCGGCGAUGAUCGCAGCAUUUGCAUUUGGCGACGGGAUGAGAUCACAAACACGCAGGUGAAGGAGCUGGAGUGCAGCAGCCGAAUCACAAGUCAUACAGACUUUGUUCGUGCAGUCGCACUUUGCAACAGUUUUCAUGAGCGAUUGCUGUCUGCGGGCGAUGACCAGCGGGUGAUCCUGUGGAACGUUCACCGAAAAGAGAAGCUUCGUGAGUAUCAGCACCCGUGUAAUGUUGCCGCUGUGGUGCUGAUGGGUUCAGCUCUGGCAACUGCUGGGGAGGAUGGAAGACUGCGCAUUUGGAACACUGAGUCUGCAGAGCUGCAGCACAACUUGAAGCAUCCGCAGCGCCUCACCAGCCUCUCCUCUAUGCGGGUCUUCUGA